Messenger RNA from Calypte anna (Anna's hummingbird), 4011 nucleotides. It is a transcript of the gene SLC35A5, whose product is annotated as solute carrier family 35 member A5. The coding region runs from base 431 to 1699 and encodes 422 amino acids. Gene Ontology annotation, biological process: pyrimidine nucleotide-sugar transmembrane transport. Gene Ontology annotation, cellular component: Golgi membrane. The transcript is spliced from 7 exons. Lineage: Eukaryota; Metazoa; Chordata; Aves; Apodiformes; Trochilidae. The record is from RefSeq and is a predicted model, not a curated record. Gene Ontology annotation, molecular function: pyrimidine nucleotide-sugar transmembrane transporter activity.
GUCCCCGUAGGGUGGCGGCGUGGGGAGGGCAGGCAGGGGGCGCGCGCUGCCGGGCAGCAGGGCACCGCCCCGCCAGGUGAGGCCGGUGGAGCCGGGCACCGCACCGCAUCCCAUCGCAUCCGGUUGCGGCGUGGCGGCGGGAGCAUUGUACGCGACGACGAGGGUCUGCCCGUGCUCCUGCGGGCCUGCUGAGGGGGCCUGAUGAUGGGCGCCGGUGGCGCGCAGCGGGGGUGAGAAGGGAGCGCGGUGUCGCGGUCUCCCCCGGAGCCCGUGUAGCAGGUGCGCCUGGCCGCUGUCUCGGUGCCCGGCUCACCCCGUGUGGCCGCGGUUGCGUUCCUGGCUGCAGCCCCGCGUCGACCGGAGGCAGAGACGUGGCAGGCGGCGGUCACUCCCGGCACCGCGGCGAGGGCAUUGACAACAAGACAGCAGAAUGGAGAGCAAAUGCUGCAGGCGAUUUGUGUUUUGCUCCAAGACAACAGUCUAUACGUUUCUUCUUGGUGGAGUGUUUAUUGCAUUGGGCUCAAGUCGAAUCCUCCUGAUGAAGUAUUCUGCCAAUGAAGAUAACAAAUACGAUUACCUUCCUACAACAGUGAACAUAUGUUCUGAAGUAGUAAAACUGGUCCUGUGUUUGAUACUGGCACUAUGGGUUAAGAAAAAAGAGGGUUGUUUGGAUCAUCCCUUUGAAUGUAUGUCCUGGAAGAAUUUUUGUAAUUCCAUGAAAUGGUCAAUUCCUGCCUUUCUUUACUUUUUGGAUAACUUGAUUGUCUUCUACGUACUGUCCUAUCUCCAGCCAGCAAUGGCUGUGCUCUUCUCAAAUUUUGUCAUUAUAACAACAGCUCUUCUCUUCAGAAUAGUGCUAAAGAGAAAACUCUCUUGGGUACAAUGGGCAUCUCUGGUGAUUUUAUUCCUGUCCAUCGUUGCCCUGACUCUAGGAACUGGAGGCCAUCAGCAAAGCUUGGCUGCACAUGGAUUUCAUCACAAUCUGUUUUUCAGUCCGUCUAAUCACUGCCUUCUCUAUACCGGACCUGAGGUAGCACCAAGUUUCCUUCCUAGGUUCCAGUGGAAUGUCACCAGUACCAUGGCAGGAGCACUGAAACCUCUCCGCCUUAGCCUGGGCCAUCUGCUUAUUCUGGUGCAGUGUUUCAUUUCUGCCCUGGCUAACAUCUACAAUGAAAAGAUCUUGAAAGAUGGGGAUCAGCUUGCUGAAAGCAUCUUCACGCAGAACAGCAAACUCUAUGCCUUUGGUGUGUUGUUCAAUGGGCUUAUGCUGGGGCUGCAGACUAAGGACCGGAGGCAGAUAGGGAAUUGUGGCUUCUUCUAUGGGCACAAUGUCUUCUCGGUGGCUCUUAUAUUUGUCACAGCUUUCCUGGGGCUGUCUGUAGCCUUUAUCUUGAAGUUCCGAGACAAUAUGUUCCACGUUAUGACUGCUCAGAUCACCACUGUCAUCAUCACCGGUGUUUCUUUUGUCAUCUUUGACUUCAGACCUUCUCUAGAGUUCUUUCUGGAAGCUCCUGUAGUGCUUCUCUCAAUAUUCAUCUAUAAUGCCAGUAAACCAAGAGGCCUGGAAUAUGCCGUUCUGCGGGAAAGGGGCAAACUUGUCAAAGGAGAUGCGUGGGAGAGGUCAAGCGGGGAUGGAGAAGAAUUUGAGAGACUGAACAAACCAAGCAGUGACAUUGAUACAGAUGAAGAUUCCCUCUAGCAUCAGGAUGUAUUGGAAAGUGCUCUUAUUCAUAGUGAGGGGGUGUUAAUGUUUUAUUAACAUAGAGAAGGGUUGUUUUUCACCACUUGCAGAGCAACAGAGAUUAUUUUGGGCCUGAAUGUCAGAGGUGGAUAAGGAAAAAAUUCAAGUCAUGUGUGGAGAGUUGUGUUCCCUCUUUCUAUCCCUAAAAAUCAGGAGUUCAAAAUCUGCUGAAAGAAACUUGUAACUGAUGCAAACAAGAAGAGACAUUGACCGACCCUGGAGUCAGUGGUCUGAGUGAUGUGUCCUGAGUCACUGUAACGUCCUGUAUGAAUUCCUUGGUUAGCAAAGCAGGGAUAAAGCUGUUCUCCACCUUGCAGAAGUGAUACUAAUGUUGAUUUAUGUUUUUGCUGCAUCUUCCAAUGUACAAAUGCUUCAGAAACUUUUAUUUUCAGGACUUAGGAUGUUACUAAUGCCUCAUAAAUAAUGAGGAAUAUUGACAGUUUUAUUUUGCUCUGGCAGUUCACAUUAACAUAUCCCUGGCUGAGUAAAAGAGUCUCUCUAAACCAACCUAAUCAAACUUUCAGUUGAGAAUGAAUAGUAAAUCAAAUAAAUUGAGUUAAGGAUAUGUUGAUCCUUCAAACAGGCAAACCUCUAGAGUGUGAUUUGAGUUUGAAUGGUCUUAAUUUCUGUCUUCAUUCCUGUUUUUACAUCAGUAUAACUCUGUUCUGACUCCUGUGGAGUCUUUUCUGUCUGAUUUUCUCUGAUGUGACUGAGAGCAUAAUAGAUUUCACUGAAUUCAGCCACCAGUUCUUACAUUUUCAGUGAGAGAAUGUUGUGUGCCUGCCUCCCAAUGUCUGGGGAAAUGGAAAUAUGGAAUGUCUUUGUAGCAGAUAGUGAAUGUUACAUGCAGUUUAUGUGGCCUGACUUUGAAAGAGCUUGAAUAAAACAUAAGUGUCUUAUACGGUAUGGAUUCAUCAUAGGGUCUUUUUUGCAUUUAAAAACACUGUGAGUAGAGGCUUAGUUUGUACUGAGGCCAGUAUCUGAGAACAAAUAUUGUGUAGCUACAGUGAUACCUUUCAACAUCUGGAGCAAUAAACAAGAGGGUGCAGGUGGUUGUAUUAUUUGGUGUUGCUUCACCCUGCCAGACUGUUAAGGUCUUGCAUUCAUUUUGCAGAGGAAGAAAUUUUGCAGAGUGCCAGGCAUAGUGAUCUCAGAAUCACUAUUGAGGCAUCUGCUGGGUUUUAUUCGGAGUGAGAUGAAAAAUAGGUUCCAAAUAAUGCAGAAAAUUUCAAAAGGGAGAAGGGAAUGGGGGUGCUGAUAAGAGAUUCUUGGUAUGUUCCUAAAGCCUCUUCUCUUAGAACAGUGGAGAAGAUAUUGGUUUAUAAUUUCCUCCCCUAAAGCAUGCAUCUUCCAUAGUUGAAAGACACUAUCAAAAGAAUUCUUAAGAAGAUAAGCAAUGAAUUCAGUGUCAAAGCCUCAUACCACAGCAUAUAGUAACCAGUUAGUGAUGCAUUUCUCUCUUAACUGAAGACAGUUCUGCCUUUGUUCCCCUCUCCUGCCCUCUUUCCAGACUCUGUGUAUAACUCUGUGUAUAACAGCUUACUUAUGUAUACUGUAUUGAUGGCUCAUUGCUAUAUUAUUUAAAAUGUCUUCUGUCAUUGAUCCAUCAAGAGGAGCAGCCUGUUUCCAUUUGUAGCCAAUAACUGUCAAGUUAUAAACUGUGAAUCUAAAGUUAUGUUCUCGUUUCUUUUUUAUCUGGGAAUAUUAAAUUUUUCUAGUGUAUAUAAAAAUAACUAUGCAAAGUGAAAUUACUGUUGUAGUUGAAAUUUUUUUUAUAGCUGUUAUCAUUGUGCACAUGGAGUAGACUAUUUCAGCAAAAGUAGUACCAUUUGUUUGAAUUUGUACAGAAAUAAUAAGAGGAUAUUUCAGUGUAAAUUACUGAAACUUGGUUUUUGUUGCUUUAUGAUGUUCUAAUUAGGGAAAUGAAACUUGAGUGCUCAAAGAAAACCAAACUCAAACUAACAAAAUUUAGUUGCAGUAAGAGAUUUUUUUUCCAUUACAUACAGCUUUGCAAUAAAUGCCUGUCUGAGCUCAUUGACUUUUUCAAUCAUAGCUACUGACUUCAGCAGGUUUUUCCAAGAAGAGUGAAAGUACUGAUAACUUUGGAUUGUUUUGCAUUGAUAUGAACAGUAGCUUUUUACUUUUUUACCUUUUUCCAGAGAGAUUUGCCUGGUGUUAAGCCAGAACACAGAAAUCAGUCUCAUACCUCUAAUGACAGAACAUCAAACCAAAGAUUAACAUCUUAAAAUCUCUUCUCCUUCUUAAUGAUC